Branchiostoma floridae (Florida lancelet) is the source of this 1058-nucleotide messenger RNA. RefSeq names its product dehydrogenase/reductase SDR family member on chromosome X-like. Lineage: Eukaryota; Metazoa; Chordata; Leptocardii; Amphioxiformes; Branchiostomatidae. Bases 63 to 1049 code for a protein of 328 amino acids. The record is from RefSeq and is a predicted model, not a curated record. The transcript has 7 exons.
UCGUAAUUGCUGUCUUUGCCUUAACAGUAGAACGAUAACCGGUGUGCACCCCUUGUGUGAAAAUGGUAGUGUCCAAAGUUUCCAGCAUGGCGCUUUCCAUGAUCCAAACUUAUCUUGUUGGUGUUCAAGCGACGAUUUCCCAGCUAUUACAGGGUCACCGAUGUUUGACAGAUCAACCAAGACAAGAUGGGAAGGUUGCCAUAGUAACAGGUGGAGCAAAAGGCAUAGGGUUGGAAGUGACCAAAGGAUUGGCACAGCUUGGCAUGCACGUCUUUAUAGGUGGGAGGAGCCAGGACGAAGCAAACAUAGCAAUAGAACAUAUCAAGAAGUCUUGUCCACAAGCCAAAGUUGAGUUUAUUAGGUUGGACCUGGCAUCUAUGAAGUCCAUCCAUCAGUUUGUAGAAAAGUUUAAAUCCAGACAACUCCCGUUACAUCUGCUGAUCAACAAUGCUGGAGUGAUGUUGACCCCUUACAGUCUAACAGAGGACGGAUUCGAGACACACUUCGGAAUCAACCACCUCGGUCACUUCCUGCUGACCAACCUGUUACUGGACACCUUGAGGUCCAGUGGAAAAUCUGAUCACUGGUCGCGGAUAGUGUUCGUAUCUUCCGCCGUACAUUCCAUUGGGGAUAUCAACUUUGAUGACUUAAACAGCAGCAAAAACUACUCCCCACAUGCAGGAUACGCUCAGAGUAAGCUUGCCAAUGUCCUGACAGCCUAUGAACUUCAGGAAAGGCUAUUGGCUGACCAAAGUCACGUGACUGCCAAUGCACUCCACCCCGGAGUGGUGAACUCUGACCUCUACCAGCAUGUCAUGUGGCCUAUGAGAGUGGCACAAAGGAUCAUGGGAUGGAUUGGUUUAACAAAGACACCUGCACAAGGCGCAGACACCAUCCUGUAUGCUGCCAUGUCUCCUGACCUAGAGGGCAUAGGAGGUCAUUACCUUGACAACUGUCAGUCAGUCCCCUCCUGUGACCAAUCAUACAACAAAGACUUACAGAAGAGACUUUGGGAGGAGAGCUGUAGACUUGUGCAUUUGCAAGAAUGAAGUACAAUG